Molecule: messenger RNA, 3020 nt
Organism: Bombus terrestris (buff-tailed bumblebee)
Lineage: Eukaryota; Metazoa; Arthropoda; Insecta; Hymenoptera; Apidae
Product: protein ecdysoneless homolog
Exons: 5
Coding region: 211-2079 (622 amino acids)
Cellular component (GO): nucleus
Source: RefSeq, a predicted model, not a curated record
ACAGUGUGCAUGCCUGAUUAGACAAGAACUGGAGGAGUUUCUAUGCAGCGUACUGUUUCUAUUCUUAUAUCGCAUUUACUUACUUCAUAACAUAUGACUCGUGUACUUUAUCUUUAUAUGUAUCUUUAUGAAUAAAAUCGUUGAAACAAACUUUACACAAUAAUACUAACAGCAAGUUCACGCGAUAACGUAACAGAUGAAACCAUAACCAUGGCUUAUACAAAAAUACCUAAAGUUAAAGAAGAUGAUGUGCUUGAAUGUUUCCUUUAUCCAAAAAUUUGUUAUACAAAACCUUCAAUAGCUAUAACAGAGGAAAUUCUCUUACAAGAAAUUACAAAAUUCAAUGAAGUAAUUGCACCUUAUAUUGAAGGUUAUAUUUGGCAUAAUGAUAAUUUAAUUUUUCAUCCUAGAACAAAAGAAGCAUUAUUAUUGGAAAAGCUUAUUGAAAAUUCUACAACUACAGGAGAAUGUAAUAUAUUGCCUCACAUUUAUAUACGCUUACGUUUUGAUGAAGAUAUAAGUGAUGAAUGGUUUGUGGUCUUUCUGAUAUUCAAACUUACCCAGACUUUUAAUGGAUUAAUUGCUAAAGUUAUAGAUUCUGACGGUGAAUUUCUUUUAAUUGAGGCUGCAAAUGUUCUGCCCCCAUGGGCUAAUCCUGAAACAUGUGAAAACCAUGUAUUUGUAUAUAAUGGUGAAUUGCACAUUAUUCGCGAAAAACAUAAAACAUGGUUGGAUUUGUUAAAUAAUCUUGGGGAGAAACCAUAUUUUUACAGAGCUUCGGAGAAAGUACAAGAUGUCUUAAAAAGACGAAUUAAUAUUUAUCCUAGUGAGAUUGAAAAAAGACAUCACAAGGCUCGAGUCUUUUUACCUGAGAAAGCAGUUUCAAUACUUCGACAAGAACCAAGACUGAUCGCAUUAAUUAUUCGAACAAUUUGCCAUUCUGAUCCACUUGAAAGAAAAGUUUGUCGUGCUAUGAAAUAUUUUCCUCCCGAACAACGUAUUAUGGUUAAUGUAAAAAUGACUAAAUGUUUGUAUGCAAUGGCAAAUCAUUGUCGAUAUACUGGAGAUCCGAGGACAGGCUGGAAUAUACCCCCAAUAACUUAUUCGAAGUAUAAUGCUCACGUACUUGGAAUUAAAAUAGCAUGUGGUUUAGAAAUGUUAAUUGCUCGUGCAAAUGAAGAACUUAGAAGAAGAGAAAAAAGAUCAGUUAAUAAUUCUGAGAAAUUAAAAGCAAAUGAAGAUGUUUUAAAUACAUAUUUAAGCCGUUUAGAAGUUAAUGGCUAUUUUAAAAAUCUUUUAAAGGGUAGCGAAGAAUAUGAAAAACUCUUGAAUGCAGCAAAAGAUUAUUACUUUAAAUACUUUAAUCUAUAUAAUUCUAUUACCGACAUUAAUAAAAGUGAUGCUGAAAAGGUUUUAGAAGCAUGGGAAAACAUACAGUCCAAUGAUGUUGAAUUACAUGCACAAGAUGAAGCUACAUUAAGUCCUGCAGAUAGUGAUAGUUGGUUAAAUGUAGAUCCAAUACAGUUAGAAACAUUUUUGAAUGAAAAGUGGGGAAGUACUAAAAGCAAGAAACAUAAACAAGAAUCAUUAAGUCUUAAAGAAAAAGUACAGAUGUUCUUAAAUCAAAAUAGUGAUAUUGAUGGUGUACAAUUUUUAGAAGAUCUUUCAACAGAAGUUGAUGUAAUGUAUGAUCCAGAGGACAAUGGAAAAGUUGAAUUCGAUGCAGACAUAUUUGAUAGUACAUUACGAGGAAUAUUAGAUUUAGCUGUUCCAGGAAAUGAAGGAGAAUUUGAAGGAAGUUCAGAGGGAUCCUUGGGUGAAGAUGAUGAAGAUAAAAGAAAUGAAAUGGACAAAUAUAUGCGUUUGUUAAAUUCAGAAAUACAGUCUCAAAUAGAAAAAGAUGAAGACUCUGAGACAAAUAAAAGCUCUGAUGUUAUAGAAGAUAAUUUGUUAAGAAGUAUUACAGAAGAAGCAGGUGGUUCAGGUCCAACUGGAAAUAUAAUAGGUAGACCUGCUCGACAACUUCUGCAUUUACAAUUACAAUCACCCACUACAGUACCUCCUGAUUUACAAAGUUAAUAAUUUUAUCUAAGUAUUAAUAUUUACUUAAACAUGUUAAUGAUUGUUAAUAGAUUGAAAUUCCUGCUAGCCAUUUUAUGCAAGAUAUGUAUUUAUUAUUUUGAAAGCAGAUGAAAUUUAAAAUCAAUAGCACGUUUAUCGUUAUCAACAAGAAAGUAACUUUAUACAUAGAUGUAGUGUUAUAAACUCACAAUUUUUUAAAUAUUUUUUCAACUGUUAUAAAAUAUUUAUAUUUUAUACCUAACUUUUCGUUUUUUCAGUCUUUAUUAUACAAAAGUAUGUUUAAUUACAAUAUUAAAUGAAAUACAUGAAUGUAUAUAUCUAUGUGUGUACAUGUAUGUACAUAUUAAAAUAUCAUUAUACUUUACUCUAAAAUAUUCCGAAGUCUGCCAGACUAUAACAAAGGUCAUUAAUUAUUUAAAUGAUGGAUUUAACUACUUUCGAAUUUUACUUCCUUUUCCAAUUACGGAUUCAUUAUUUGUUGCUGUAUUAAAUGUCGAUCUACUAUUUGUAUCAUUAUUUACAUUCUCAUCUUUAUUUAGCAUCGAUUUCCUAAAAUAAUAAUAUAGUACAUUAAACAGUAUUUAUACAUGUAGAAUUAUGACAAGAAGUCAGUACUUAUAAACGUCACUUACCUAACAUUAGCUACUUGCAGUUCAACUUUCUUAGGAUCUGUAAACUUCUCUUUUACAUCCAAUUUAAGAGCUGAUGAGCCAGAAUAAUAAACAAUAGCACAAGGAACUAAAUUUUCAUUAACUAAGCGAGAAUUAGGGUUCAAAUUACGUUUCGGUGGUGUAGUAACUAUUCAAUAAGAAAAAUGUGUAUUACUAACUAUAAUAAACGUAUACUUUCGGGAUGUAUAAUAUGUUAUAUAAUGUAAAUCUAUAAUGAGAUUAUUGUACUUAUUAGCUAAUUAUAUUACAAGAUAAAUUUAAAAAUUA